GUAACAACGUCAGUCAAAGCGGAAGUGGCUGCGAAGGAUAGUACCUGACAGGGUCGUGUAGUAGCAUACAAGCGAUAUAUUCUCCUCUUAAUCAACAAAAUACAAUAUCCACAGGUUAACUUUGUUAACGUAAAGGAUCAUUAGCUGAAACUGAAGAGAUAUGGGUAGCUAGCUAUCUACCUUUUCCACAUGGGGAACAAAAAAACGGUGGGCAGACGCUUGGUAGCUACAUAACGUUAGCUGUUUUCUACAAGGUACCUGGUGUAUGGACUUCCUGCUGUCUUCUACUACAGGUCAUCUAAAGUGUAUGGACUUCCUGCUGUCUUCUUCUACUACAGGUCAUCUAAAGUGUAUGGACUUCCUGCUGUCUUCUACAGGUCAUCUAAAGUGUAUGGACUUCCUGCUGUCUUGCCAUUGACUGCAUUGUCAUUGUUCCCACCAGCAGGACAAUAUGAGUGGAGAGAAGGAAACAUUGUUGGAUGAAAUUGAACAGAGUUUAUUUACUCUAACUAAGGACAAUAUACUUUACCUGUGUGAACGUUGUGGAAUUGAUGUCUCUCAAGUUAAAGGAAAGCACCAUCGCUCAUUGCGACGUAAAAUCAUGGAGGAAAUGUGGGAAAAUGCAGAUUCAGUCAAAUCGGAGGAGCAGGGAAUGUCUUGGUUACUCCGACUGAAAGAUGACAUCAGAAAGAUACAUGAAGAAUCUACUGUGGCACCCAUGAGUCCCAGCCAGUCUGAUGAUGACAAUGCUACAACCUGCGGCGAGGAAUGGGACAUGCAGGACAAAGAUUGGUUUCCUAGCAACAGGCUGGAGGCGGAGUCAUCUCCAGAGAGCCACACUCCAGAGCAGAGGGAGAGUGGUGACAAGCCUACUUUGCCGCCUUCCUCCCUCCAGUCCCUGGGUUGUGCCUCUCCCGGUAGCGCCUUACUGCGGGGUCUGAAGAGGGCGUCUGUGUGGCUGGAUGACUGCAGGAAAACACCCGGGCUGAGUGGAACUGUGAGAGGAGGAGAAAAAGAGGGAGAUUUGACUGAUCAAAGAAAGAGAUGUGACUAUCCCGGUUCCUCUGGGGCGCCUCAACAACGUCCUGAUAAGGCAGAGAAAAGUCUUUCCAGAUCAGAACACCUCGAGAAACAUGAAUGGAGACCCACAGGGAUGAAACAUCACCGCUGCUCUGACUGUGGGAAGAGUUGCAAAUCUUCAUCAGAACUAAAAAAACACCAGAGAAUCCAUACAGGAGAGAAACCUUAUAACUGUGAUCAAUGUGGGAAGAGUUUUCGUUAUUCAAGCCAGUUUAAAGUACACCUGCAAAGACACACAGGCGAGAAGCCUUAUAGCUGUUCAGACUGUGGGAUAAGCGUUUGUACCUCAAGUCAGCUGUUAUCGCACAAGCGAACCCACACAGAAGAGAAGCCUUACAGCUGCUUACUGUGUGAGAAAAGAUUUUCGUCAAAAUAUAGUCUGAAAUUACACCAGCGGUUCCACACUGGAGAAACAAAUUAUGGCUGCGAUCAGUGUGAGGAGAGUUUCACCUCGUCGGCAGACCUCAGAACUCACCAGAGAAUCCACACCGGAGGGAAACCUCACCUCUGCUUCCAGUGUGGGAAGCGCUUCCGCCAACAAUCAGGCUUGAAAAGCCACGAGAGGAUUCACACAGGAGAGAAACCUUUCCAGUGCUCCCACUGUGGGAAGAAGUUCAGCCACAGGGCCACGUUUAAAGCACACCAGCGGACUCACACUGGAGAGAAGCCUUACCAAUGCUCCCAGUGCAGGAGGAGUUUCUCCCAAAUGGGCCACCUGAAAGUACACCAACAGACGCAUGCUAAAGUGAGGUCUCACCUCUGCCCGCAGUGUGGUAAGGGCUACUACUCUCUAGACAUCUACAAUGCACACAUGAGAACACACAACGGUGAGAAGACUCACCAGUGCGCCGACUGUCCCAAGAACUUCCUCACCCUGACUCAGCUCAAAACACACCAGCGGACACACACAGGAGAGAAACCGUACGUCUGUGACCAGUGUGGGAAGAGCUUUGCCGAAUCGGGAAGCCUGACUCUACACCAGCGCUCGCACACCGGGGAAAAACCUUACCACUGCUCUGAGUGCGGGAAGAGCUUUGCUCGCUCCGGGGCACUGAAGAAGCACCAGCUUACACACACUGGGGAGAAGCCUUACAGCUGUGGUCAGUGUGGGAAGAGGUUUCCCAGGUCAGAUACUCUGGCUACACACAUGAGAACACAUACAGGAGAGAAGCCCUAUAGUUGUGAUCCAUGUGGUGAGAGGUUCUCCUAUCAUAGGUGCCUGGUAAAACACAUGAAAACACAUGUAGGAGAUACUCCAGCCCUCGAGCGACCAAUCACCCUAGGCCUCGGUGUUGAAUGACCUGUCCAUCAACCAAUCACACCAGGCCUUGGGUAAACUGGAAAUGUCUUACAGAUUAAAUAUGAACAGCAUGGUAGCAAUUGGAAGAAAAAAGUUGAGGACACAACAGUUCACCUGACACAAGACUGAACCCAAAUAUUACUGUCGAUUUGAUAUUUUCUGUACAUUAGGCCACAUUGAUAACAUGUUACUGAACAGCCAUUGCGUUCUAAUUUCAACCUAUAUACGGGUAUGAGUGUAAAGGGUUAAUGGCUUAUAUUAUUAUUAUUAUUAUUAUUAUCAUUAUUCUAUAUUGUUAUUAAUAUGGGUUGUUCGUUGCUGAGUGUUGUAACAUGGUGCCAAUUUCAAAGCUAUAUUUCUUGAAAUUAUUUCAGAAUGUGUUGACCCUGAUUUGUUAGAUUUCCCGCCCCCUCCCCCUAGCAUUUACAAGCUGAAUUGUUAUGUUGUUGACUUGAUUAUACAUUUAGGACGUUUCUAAAUAUCUGUUUUAUACCAGGUUCUAACAUGUGUCCUUUUGUCCUGAUCUUGUUCACAUUCUGAUUGUGACCACAUUUUAAGACGGGUGUAAACAAUCAAAGGACACAUUGUGAUCAGAUCUUCCUGCCUACCCCCGGAGGUAUUCAGGCACACAUUGUGCAGAUGGAUCUGGACAGUGGAACCAUUUUUAAUCAUCAUAAUUAUUCCGACCCUCUAAAAUCCUUGACAGGUGUCACCAUUUGACUUAUAGCAUCAAUGUGUCAAAUAACUCAGGUAGGCAGCAUCAAUGUGUUUCAAAUAUAAUUACCUGUCAAAUAACUUGCAUUCAGGUAGUGACCAGGAAAUCUGGUCACAAUGUGGACACAGCGGACGGAUAAGAGACACAUUUUAAUACCAUGUGUAGACUUAUGUCUGAAAAUGUGGGUACAAUCAGAAUGUGGACUUCUAUUAGAACCAGGUAUAAACAAAUCUGCAGUCUUAGUCCCAAAUGCCACCCUGUUCACUAGGACGAACACUACCGUUCAAAAGUUUGGGGUCACUUAGAAAUGUUCUUGUUUUUGAAAGUAAA
Salmo salar (Atlantic salmon) is the source of this 3425-nucleotide messenger RNA. RefSeq lists its product as uncharacterized. Gene Ontology annotation, cellular component: nucleus. Gene Ontology annotation, molecular function: DNA-binding transcription factor activity, RNA polymerase II-specific; RNA polymerase II cis-regulatory region sequence-specific DNA binding. Gene Ontology annotation, biological process: regulation of transcription by RNA polymerase II. NCBI's taxonomy places the organism in Eukaryota, Metazoa, Chordata, Actinopteri, Salmoniformes, Salmonidae. The record is from RefSeq and is a predicted model, not a curated record.